AUGACAUCGCCUACGGGUCUCGGCGCAACGAUAAUCGCAGUUUGUGUGUCGCUGACCUUAUUGGCGGGUUUAUUUUUGGGUCUACGAUUGUAUUGCAAGAUCAUUCGCCAUCGGGGCUUCUGGUGGGAUGAUUACAUCUUGAUUGCGGCAUGGAUCUGCUUGGCCAUCGGCACUGGUCUCGUCAUCUUCAACGUCACCCUCGGUUUCGGUAAAGACAUGUCAGAGGUUGAUCCAGCAGUCGUACCAAAAAUCGCACUUACCGGAACAAUCUUCGGCCUCUUUGCAGUAUUGUCCGCAGCAUGGAGCAAGACGUCAUUUGCAUUGACACUGAUCAGACUAGUCGAUGGCUGGAUGAGCUGGUUUCUCUGGUUUCUCAUCAUCGCGACAAACAUCACCAUGGAUCUGGUUAUUGUAUUCUCUUUUGUGAAAUGUACGCCGGCCAAGAAGGUCUGGCAUUCGAAUCUUCCGGGAACCUGUUGGAAUCCUAUGGUCGCGACGUACUACAAUAUCUUUGCUGGAGCUUUUUCGGGAUUAGUUGAUCUUAUCCUCUGUGUCAUUGCCUGGACAAUCAUUUGGAAGCUUUCCAUGCGGACACGAGAGAAAAUCGGAGUCGGGAUUGCUUUGACCUUUGGUGUUUUUGCCGCCGCCACUGCAGCAGCCAAAUGCUACAAGAUGCUCGGCCUUAGCAGCAAGAACCGGACUCUGGAUAGAGUUGGCAUCAUUAUAUGGGGCACUACCGAGUGUGCCGUCACCAUCAUGGCAGCAUCCAUUCCCGUCAUGCGCAUACUGGUAUUGCGCGUUUACCGCCGCACGCCUGAUCAAAUCUCCAAUCGACCUCUACGCACUCUUCGAGUAAUCAGUACUCUGGAUAAGAGAGCUUCAACAAACAACACAAUGCCAAGCUAUAAUACUGAAGAAGGCGCGAAUAUGCUAACAGAAGAAGGGUUAAGAGACCUCAGUCUACCAUCACGGACAAUCUCAGCUAGGCAGAAUGAUAUAGGUCUGUAUGAGAUUAAUGGAAAGGGUUAA
Molecule: messenger RNA, 1029 nt
Organism: Fusarium odoratissimum NRRL 54006
Lineage: Eukaryota; Fungi; Ascomycota; Sordariomycetes; Hypocreales; Nectriaceae
Exons: 5
Coding region: 1-1029 (342 amino acids)
Source: RefSeq, a predicted model, not a curated record